AUGAACCAUUAUUACCUAACUAGUAGACUGCAUGUAACUGUUUAUUAUUACAAAAUAUAUCUGGAAAAAUCCACUAAAAUGUCCAUGCUCGUUAAGCUUGCGAUGGUUGCGGUGCUGAUUGUGGCCAUAAUUAACAUGGUGCUAAUUGAUGCUGAUACUGCAACCAAUUGCGCCAAAUAUUGUUGCGGUUUGUGUGGCAAUAGCUCUAUACCACAGGCCGACAAUUGCAACAAAUAUUGUUGCUACCCCGGCGCUCCUUGUAAUGCUUCAUAGUAAAUUGAAAUGCAAUUUACCACGGUUAUAAUUAUUAAAUUAGUUAGUUUCAUAAGUUACAAUUAAUGUAAUCUAUUUCGUAGAAUAAUAAUUAGAUUUAUCGUAUUGUAUUUUGUAGAAUAUAAAUUAGAUUUUUAAUUUCAAACCGUGAUGUAUUUGUAAACUUUUAUCAAGUUUGAAAUAAAAAAAUAGUUUUAAAGUAA
Messenger RNA from Medioppia subpectinata, 476 nucleotides. Lineage: Eukaryota; Metazoa; Arthropoda; Arachnida; Sarcoptiformes; Oppiidae. The record is from the annotation of a GenBank genome assembly.